UUUAAUAAAGACAGGAAAGCUUCUUUGGCUGUUAUUUCUGGAAUCACUCAGAUAAUAGCCACUUUUAUCACUUGAAAGAAAUCAUAUAUAUAUAAUUCCACUGUAAUUCUUGACAUAUAAUUAAGCGGUGUCUGGGCAUUUUUUUCUUUUCGCAACUUUUAUAUUUACUAAAUCAACUUAAAUCUAAAAGCUUUUUAGUGUUGAGGAGCUAUUUCUUUAACAACGAUUACAGUAAGAGUAGUAUUCUACGAGGAGUGAAACUAUUUAUAAAUGUUUUUCAGCCGACAGCGCUUACAAGUCGUUUAUGGAUAUACAAAAGUGCAUUAUUUGUCUUUUGUUAUUGAGAAAUCCUCAAGGUUGAAUUUUCUGCUUACUCGCUCGCCGCGAACUGUUCUAGUGACCUCUGGUAAAUGCUCUCCUCUCUUGCGGCGCUAUCUUAUACAUGAUCCCUAUACUGCUUUUUAUAGGCCAAUAUUUGUAGCUUCAUGUUGUGUCCAGCAUAAAGCGUUUUGUACAAGUCUUGUUAUCCAGUCCCCAUCGGAUAAAGCAAAACAACAGAAUAUUUUCUCUAGCGUUGAGAAGGCUGCAGCUCCAAAACCCCAUGUAGUUGUGACAAAAUGUCAACAAAACAAUAAUACCUUCACUGGGGGUGUGGGGGACUCAGAAGGAAAAAGUACUUUCAUGGUGAAACAAGGUGCCAACAUUGCAGGUCCCUCGUCAGCGAAGGGGCUUAAUACUAUGGAUAGUGUACACACCAGAAGUCCUGAAAGAAGGCUAGGUGAAGAAGAUGGAGUUCGAAAAAGUAAGAGCAGCCACUUGUGGCCGUGUCCCACUAUCAAUCCGGGUACCAGGUGCGAUGUAAAUGUUGAAGCGCCAUUGGCUACUCCCAUGGACAGUGGUGGUGACAAGAAGGAACUCUUACCAUUGGAGAAUAAGCCAAUCCCGAGUUCUGACACAGCCGAAACUUCGAAUAGUUCUGCAGAUGUACCCGUAAAACGAGUGGUGUUCAAGGUACUUGCCCUUCUGUGGCCCAAAGGAAAUCCCCGAACCAAGCUUCUUGUUGUCAUGAGCAUGAUGUGUGUAUUGGUGGCCAAAGUCCUGAAGGUCGCUGUGCCUUUUUGGUUUAAGUCUGUUAUUGAUAUUUUGACUCCAAAUGCAUCAGCUGCCACUGCGCUUCCCACCAUCGGUAUUUUACCUAUGGGUGUGUUCGGUUGUGUUGCAGCCUACGGCAUUUGCCGAGCUAUGAAUUCUGUAACCGAGGAACUGAAGACUGUGUUUUUUGCACCUGUAGGAGGCAAGGCUUCGACACAGCUAGCGAUAGAAAUGUUUGACAAUUUGCUUAAACUCGAUCUGAGUUUCCAUCUGAAUCGAGAAACGGGUGUUUUGAGCAAGGAUUUAGAUCGUGGCAGCCGUGCUUUUUGGUCACUGGCAUAUGCCCUUUUAUUUUUGGUGGUGCCAACGGCAUUUGAGAUGGUCCUGGUAUGUGCUGCCCUUAAUUCUCACGCGGGCACUCAGUUUAUUGGGUUGGCUUUGACUGCAGUUUUUUCCUAUAUACUCUGGACUUACAUUGUGAGUAACUGGCGUACUCAAUUCCGUAGACGAUACAAUGAACUUGAGAGCCGUGUGGGUGGCAUUACAGUUGACGCGUUGUUGAAUUAUGAAGCAAUCAAGUGUUUUAGGACAGAAGAGUACGAGUCGGCCCGUAUUCGAUCCAAUACGGAGAAGAUGAACACAGAGUUGAUCAAGCUGGAUCAGUCUUUAGCAUUCCUUAAUUUUGGCCAGCAACUCAUUUUCGUGGUGGCAGGUGUUUUAUCAUUCUACUUGGCAACAUGUGGGGCCAUUGCAGGAAACAUGACUGUUGGUGACUUGGUUCUUACCGAUGCUUUGUUGAUGCAGCUCUAUAUGCCUCUUAGCAUCUUAGGCAUGAUCUAUCGAGAAAUUCAAACGUCAACACAAAACAUGCAGUCAAUGAUAGGUCUCUUGGAUCAGUCACCGAGUGUACUUGAUGCGAUUGACGCCAAACCAUAUAUGUACAUCAAUGGCACAAUAGAGCUUCGUAACCUCACUUUUAAGCAUAAAGCAGAUUCUGAGGAAGCUCUUAUCAGAAACCUGUCUUUGAAAAUACCAGGUGGAAAAAUAGUGGCCUUUGUGGGUCCCUCUGGCUCAGGAAAAAGCACCAUAAUACGUCUGAUUUUUCGAUUUUUUGAUCCAACUGACGGAGAAAUUCUGUUUGAUGGUCAACCUUUGCGCAAUCUACAGCUAGCCAGCGUACGGUCAAGAGUUGGCAUUGUUCCACAGGAUCCAAUAUUAUUUAAUAUAUCUAUCAGGGACAACAUUUCGUACAGCCAAAUUAAUGCCACGGACUCAGAUAUCAUAGAGGUUGCCAAGAAGGUAGGCUUACACGAGACCAUUCAGAAAAUGAGCAAGGGCUACAGUUCAUCCGUUGGGGAGCGAGGGUUGAAGUUAUCUGGUGGUGAGAAGCAACGUGUUGCGAUUGCCAGAGCACUUUUGAUGGAUCCACCAAUUCUUUUAGCUGACGAGGCCACAUCGGCACUGGACAGCAAGUCUGAAACUAAAAUAAUGGAAAUAAUAAAGCUAGCAUCAAAGCAGAGCACACCACGUACUAUCAUUCUCAUUGCUCACCGUCUCACAACCGUUAAGGAUGCUGAUAUUAUCUUUGUUCUUGACGGCAAAGGUGGCCUUGCAGAGCAAGGUGCCCAUAGUGAACUAUUGCAGGCUGGGGGGCUUUAUGCGGAUCUGUGGUAUCAGCAGUUACGAGAUCGACAAUCCUUUCAGAGGUGCAGUGCAAUUCAUUGA
This is a messenger RNA of Phytomonas sp. Hart1, 2817 nucleotides long. NCBI's taxonomy places the organism in Eukaryota, Euglenozoa, Kinetoplastea, Trypanosomatida, Trypanosomatidae. The record is from the annotation of a GenBank genome assembly.